Molecule: messenger RNA, 1514 nt
Organism: Westerdykella ornata
Lineage: Eukaryota; Fungi; Ascomycota; Dothideomycetes; Pleosporales; Sporormiaceae
Product: putative alpha-xylosidase
Exons: 4
Coding region: 291-1397 (368 amino acids)
Source: RefSeq, a predicted model, not a curated record
GUGAAGGGUAUUGCAGCACGCAAGUGGAUUUGCAGUACCUAUCGGCAGAUGCAGUGAACCGCCUCGCAUCCUUCUCCAGGAGAAGAUUUGUUUCUCUACUUCCUCUCAAGCGGAAGUUUAAUAAUACCCCAGGAUGCAGGUUUGAUGAAGUCCGCCUCCGCGACUGUUACAGGGUCCCGAGACUCAGCGGGAGGCGAGUAUUGCCUGCCCAGUGUAUGCAUAUACCUCGCCAUUCAUUUCUCUUGUUGCAGUCAAACUUGCGCGCUUCAUAGGAUCGAACCUUCGACAGGAUGUCAGACCUCUCGACUUCGCCUGAUUACAUCGGGUGGAAACUGGUUAUCUUUACGGCCGUGUUUAUCCCGCUUCAGACUAUCGCUGUCCUUCUACGUUUUUAUGCUCGUAGGUUUGUUGUUGGUACUAAAUACACGUUGGAAGAUGCCCUGGUUCUUUUGUCUCUUGUACUUCAGAUCAUCCUCUCGAGUGUCGGAGUCGCUACUGUCCCUCAAGCUGGGGUUGGAUACCAUGUCGAUUAUCUCAAAGUCCAUGAUCCGGCUAAGCUUUUCGCUUGGUUCAAAUACCUGCUGGCAAUAACAGUGAUAUACGCUUUCGCGUCUGUUAUCCCCAAGUUGGCUAUCCUGGUACUCUAUCACCACGUCUUUGCCACGCGCAAAUUCCGGAUCAUGUCGUGGGCUUUAGCGGCAUUUCUUGUCGGCCAGAUAGUUUGCAACACCAUUGUUUUGCUUGCCGCGUGUCGGCCCUUCGAAGCAAACUACAACCCAAUAGUUCCCGGGGCUACCUGCAUCAAUAGGGAACUGUUCUUCACCUGGGCGACGCUUCCCAACAUUGUAACAGACAUUAUCAUGCUGGCUCUUCCGUUACCAGUUGUAUGGGGCCUCCACAAUACACUGCGCAUCAAGCUUGGUCUCACAUUUACCUUUCUCGUCGGGAGCAGCGGACUGAUUACUUCCAUACUUAGGUUCCAGACAUUUUUACAUACCGACUUAUUCAAAGACACAACCUGGGAUGCAGUGGAGUUGAUUUUCUGGACUCUUGUCGAACCUGGAUCAUAUCUGAUUUCUGCAUGCCUCCUGUCCUACCGACCUUUGCUGGAGCGUUUCACCUUACUUUGCCCUUUGGGACCCCGAAGAGGCGGUCACGGUCGCUCUCAAAGCACAGGUUAUCGAACCGGAAGGUCUGGCGCGGAUGGAACUGGAGCUUUGCCUCUCACAAACAGGAGCACGCAUACGAAGGGAUUCAAAGAGUUGGAUGAUGAUGAGGCUGGGAGCAUCGACACAAGCACUCUCGCAUUUGCGAGCCAUGGGAAUGGAGUCAGACAUCCUCGAAGCGGGUUGAUUACAGUAACCACAGAUAUCGAGAACCAGUGGUCAGAGCGUUGAACCUGCCUGGCAGCGCAGAGAUAUAGUUCUGAUAAUACGCCAUCUGAAUCCUCUGAUGGACGAACGGCUCUGUAUACUCAGUGAUUCAGAGCACUGCUUCGGUGACAGCCUUCCAAA